UUUCGAAUUUUUAAGUAGGGAUAUUUACAUCAAGUUUCCGAUAUGUUGGUAGUAACCAAUCGGUGGUCUCUUUGGUAACCAAAAAUUAUUGAUAGAAAAAAUAACAUCAUGGUGCUACAAUUAUUAAACAAUUUUUUCAACCAAAAAUGAUAAUCUUCACUAAUCCACGCCUAUCCACUUGUCUGUGAUAGUCUUGAAGACAAUGAGCGACCCUUACUACUAUAAUUCGAGUUAUGGGCAAUACGUCAACUACCCCCCGAACUACCCCUCCCCCGACCCCCGCUGGCCCAGCUGGCAGUGGAACCAGCAGCCGUACCCCCCCAUGAUGCCCCCAUACCCGCCCCCCGCCAAUUUCAACGUCCCGCCGCCGCCCAUGGGCCACUACAACUACUACCCCCCGUACCCCGCACAAGACAAGCCCCCCAAACGCUACAAAGACCGCCCGCCGCCCCCGAGCGACUACAGCCAAGAACUGGAAUUAUACAAGCAGAAAAAAGCCACCAAUCAGCGAUCGCGUUCACCGAGACGCCGUUCCCGGUCGCCUAGAUAUUCACGUUACCGGAAACGUAGCCGCAGUCGCAGCCGCCCCCGGGAAAAACCGGUCAAAGAACGCGACCUGAUCUUGUCCAAGUGGCGGAAAAAUUACUGUUCGACGCGGGAAGAGGUCUCGAAUAAGAUCCACGAGUUGGCGAAAGUGGACCAUGAGGAGGUGCUAGAGCAGGAGAAGAAUAUCUGGACGAGGUCCACACCCUCGGACUUGUACUACAGGAAGGAUGAGAGUAAUGCGAGGGUUACAAGGGCGACGAAACGACUGACGCAACUUUGUGAUAAAUUUAACGAUUGCCUGGUUAUGAGAGCGGCGAAGGUUAAUAAGUUAAAGCCGAAAUAUGAGCCGCCGCCGCGGAAAAACCGGGCCAGGUUAUGCAAACACAAAUCUGAGGAAUCGAGCUCUUCGGGAAGCUCGGAGGAGGAGCUCACCGAUGAGGAAGACUGCACGAUGGAGGAGCUGCAGAGGAAGCAACAACACCCCGACCGCCUGCACCCGGAAAUGUGGUACAACGAUCCGGGGGAGAUGAACGACGGCCCCCUUUGCCGCUGUUCCAUCAAGUCCCGGAAAUCCGGGAUCCGGCACGGGAUCUAUCCCGGAGAAAAGCACCUGGAGAAAUGUGUUCCUGACAGCAAUAAUGCCGAGCGACUGUACCACUACCGCAUAACAAUCUCACCCCCGACUAACUUUUUAAUCAAAACGCCAACAAUCAUACACUAUGACGAGCACGAGUUCAUUUUCGAGGGCUUUUCCAUGUUCUCGCACUUUCCGUUGGAAAAACUCCCCACGUGUAAGGUGAUCCGGUUUAACAUCGAGUACACAAUCUUGUAUAUUGAGGAGAAAAUUCCCGAUAAUUUCACCGUGAGAGAGUUGGAUUUGUUUCAUGAUUAUUUAUUUCGAGAAAUUCUAGAACUGGUUGAUUUGGAUUUUAAGGCUGCAGGUGAUGUUGACGGUUGUUCCCAGUUUCAUUUCAUGCCGCGGUUUGUGCGCGAAUUGCCCGACAAUGGCAAGGAAAUUUUAGCAAUGAACGAAGUACUGCAGUAUCUUCUGGACAGUUCAGUGUCGUUAAUUGAAGAGAAGGACCUGGAGGAUAUGAUCAAGAUGACGCAGUAUGAGUGGCAGAGUUACGCUGAUGAAAUCAAAGGCAUGGUGGUGACCUACCCUGGCAAGAAACCCUGCUCGGUCCGCGUGGACCAACUGGACCGCAACAUUGACCUCCAAAAGCCAGGCGACUACAAAUUCCCCGAAAUCGUCCACUUCGGCAUCCGCCCCCCGCAACUAAGCUACGCCGGUAACCCCGAUUAUCAAAAAGCCUGGCGUGAUUACGUGAAAUUCCGCCACCUAUUGGCAAACAUGUCGAAGCCGACAUUCGAGGACAAACGCAAACUCGAAUCCAAGGAAAACAAACUGCAAGAAAUGCGAACCCAAGGCAAGAUGAAACGGGAUAUCACGGUCGCCGUGUCCGCCGAGGGAUUUUACCGGACUGGGAUUAUGUGCGACAUAAUCCAGCAUGCCAUGCUCAUCCCGGUCCUGGUGUGCCACUUGAGGUUUCACCACUCGCUCAAUAUCCUGGAAGAGUCGGUGAAUUACAAGUUUAAGAAUCGGGCGUUACUGCAGUUGGCUUUGACGCAUCCCUCGUAUCGGGAGAAUUUCGGGACGAAUCCCGACCAUGCCCGGAAUUCCCUCACGAAUUGCGGGAUUAGACAGCCGGAGUAUGGGGAUAGGAGGAUCCAUUAUAUGAAUACGCGGAAGCGCGGGAUUAAUACGUUGAUUAAUAUCAUGUCGAGGUUUGGGAAACAGCAGGAGACCGAGUCGAAUAUUACGCAUAAUGAGAGGUUGGAGUUUUUGGGCGAUGCUGUGGUUGAGUUCUUGAGUUCCAUUCAUUUGUUUUACACUUUUCCCGAUUUGGAGGAAGGCGGCUUGGCGACAUAUCGGGCGGCGAUUGUUCAAAAUCAACACUUGGCCGUUUUGGCUAAAACUCUGAAGUUGGAUCAGUUCAUGCUGUAUGCGCAUGGGUCGGAUUUGUGCCACGAUUUGGAGCUGAGGCAUGCCAUGGCCAACUGUUUUGAGGCCCUGAUGGGGGCGCUGUUCCUAGAUGGAGGGAUAAAUGUAGUGGAUCGGGUCUUUUCCGAAACCCUGUUCAAAGUCAACCCCGACUUGCUCGAGGUUUGGAUGAACCUCCCGCCUCACCCUUUACAAGAACAGGAACCGACAGGUGACAGAGAAUGGAUUCCGAAAUUCGAACUUUUGCAAAACUUGACAAAAUUCGAAGAAAGUGUCGGCUUGCAAUUCAACCACAUUCGGCUUUUGGCCCGAGCUUUCACCGACCGAAGUGUCGGUUACACAAACCUAACGCUGGGUUCUAACCAACGGUUGGAAUUUCUCGGAGAUACGGUUUUGCAACUUAUAGCCUCGGAAUACUUGUAUAAGUAUUUCCCCGAACAUCACGAGGGGCACUUAUCGUUGUUGCGCAGUUCUUUGGUCAAUAACCGCACCCAGGCCGUGGUUUGUGACGAUCUGGGAAUGUCAAACUAUGCCGUUUACAACAACCCGAAAGCCGAAUUGAAGACUAAAGACCGCGCUGAUUUACUGGAAGCCUUUAUUGGGGCGCUUUAUGUGGACCAGGGGCUAGAAUUCUGCGAGGUUUUCUGCCAAGUGACUCUAUUCCCGCGCCUCCAGGACUUCAUAAUGAACCAGGACUGGAACGACCCCAAGUCCAAGCUCCAGCAAUGUUGCCUCACCUUGCGGACCAUGGAUGGGGGCGAACCGGACAUUCCGGUUUAUAAGGUGAUCGAAUGCAAAGGCCCCACUAACACGCGCGUGUACACCGUGGCGGUGUAUUUCCGGGGGCGGCGCCUCGCCAGUGCCAUGGGCCACAGCAUCCAACAAGCCGAGAUGAACGCGGCCAAGAAGGCGCUGGAAAUCUCGCAAGAUUUGUUUCCACAGUUGGAUCACCAAAAGCGAGUCAUUGCGAAAAGCAUGAAGAAGCAGAAGAAUAAGAAGCGGAGGAGGAGCAGGUCGAGGUCGGGGCUGAAAUUCGGGUUUAGGACGCGGUCGCCGGAGAGUUACUCCAGGAGGAGGUUUCAGAGGUCUAGGUCGAGGUCGAAGGUCACGAGUGAGAGUGACAGCUCGCCCAGGUGUAGUACUAGUAAGGCUAAGGCGUAUUUAUCGACUGAGGAUUUAAGUGAUUAGGAAUAACGCUACUAUGAUUUUUGUGAUAGCUUUUUAAGUCUCAGGUCUCACUCUAAAAGGGUUUUAUUCCGGUUUUACGCAUUAUUGGGUGUAUUAAUUUGAUUGAUUUUAAUUAGACGGCUUACAAGUU
Tribolium castaneum (red flour beetle) is the source of this 3869-nucleotide messenger RNA. RefSeq names its product drosha (gene drosha). The transcript is spliced from 10 exons. Gene Ontology annotation, molecular function: ribonuclease III activity; RNA binding. The record is from RefSeq and is a predicted model, not a curated record. The coding region runs from base 203 to 3739 and encodes 1178 amino acids. Gene Ontology annotation, biological process: primary miRNA processing; pre-miRNA processing; rRNA processing. Gene Ontology annotation, cellular component: microprocessor complex; nucleus. Lineage: Eukaryota; Metazoa; Arthropoda; Insecta; Coleoptera; Tenebrionidae.